UUUUUUGCACCGCAGCCAGGCCGCGUUCGUACAAGCAACGCAAGCAAAACUGUACGCUUCCAGGGGGAGCUUGCGUAGCCGGGAGGGAGAGACCAGAGAGUUGAGAGCAACGUUGCCCAUAGAACAGAGUUGACCGGAGUAGAGAGCCAAACCAAUGUGUAGCACAGAAGCCGGCGUGCAUUUGCCCAGUGUUGGUGUUCGACAAGAGAGCACAGCGGAGAGGUAGCUCAGAAUGUAGACUGCAUGCAUUCCUGAAGCGGCAGAUUUCCCAGUAGAAGAGAGUCAACGCGGUUUAUUGCUCGUGCGACAGAGAACGGGGUUCGGCAGAGUGCGACCUGGAAGGUAAACGCGGCAGUGGAGCACAGCAGACAGCAGUCCAGAGACAAACGCCCGCGGGAUGCAGUUGAACGGGGGACGGCGGUAAUGGUGGUGGUGGUGGUCGAUUGUUGGAUUCUGAAUGCGGCUCAAACCGGCCCCGCGAGUGCUCCAAGGUGCGCUCGUCAUUCCGAUGUAGCCGUGGAUAAGACCGGUUGGGUUCGGAUCUCGCCGCCGCCACCACCGCCUCCCAGCGUCAACGCGGCGGAACGCAUCGAUUUCUGGACGCCCAAGGGGAGGCGUGGUCGGUGCUUUUGGUCGUAGUUGUUGCAGUUCUAGUCGUGCUGCUCUGCUGCUGCUGGUGGUGGUGGUUGGCUGCUGGUGGAUCGUGCGCGAUUUACAACCUCAUCACACCUCCCCCCCCACUCUUCUCGAGACAAAGGUCAAAGUGCGUUUGUCUUCGUCGGAGGCUCUCGACUUCGCCGCGCAACUCCUGCCCCGCUCGGUGCCACCUGCCGCGGGGCCGACACGAGGAGGAGGACUUCAACGCCACGCGCUCGAGGGAGCGGGGGGGGGGGGUUGAGCAUUCGUCAGCGAGACGUGCAGGGAGUCGGUCAAAGCGACCCCCCGGGGGGGGGACGUUGGAUGCGAGCGACUGUUGAGACCGUGCAGCCGGGGAGACUGGAGAUUGACUCAGAGGACUCACGCCGCACAUACUUUGUGGAGGUGGUGGGGGGGGGGGUACAGCAGGGGGGUUCAUUCGGACCUACAAGAAAGAGGAGGUCUGUAAGAGGAGAGUGGACUCAAGCUAAGAUUCACGGAGAGAGAGCGCGAGGUGUGUGAGAGUUGGGGGUUCACUCUGACCCCACCACUCCGCCUCGAGAAGGGGGUUUAAGAGAUCGGGUUCAGUCAGAGACCCCCCCCACCUGCUCCCUUAGAUUGGGGAGGUUGUGAUAGUUGGGGAGGGCUCUGGAUCGGGUCUGCUCCUGCACGGCAUCACCACCACCAACAUCACCACCAACAUCACCACCACCAACAUCACCACCACCAACAUCACCACCACCAACAUCACCACCACCAUCGUCGUCAUGGGCUCCAUGCGGAGACCCAAAUACCGCAGCUCGCCCAACCUGCAGGGCGAGGUGUUCCGCUACGACCUGGCGCCGUGCCUCCAGGAGGAGCGCGCCUCCCUCUCGGGGCAUCCGCAGCCGGGAUCGGAGAUCACCUGGGACAGUGUACAGGAGCGAGUCGUGGCCGUGUUUUCCCGCAAGGGCCUGAAGGACAACGAGCUGUUCGUGUUGACGGAGAAAGUCCGGCAUUUAUUGAAGUCUCACGUGGGCCCGCUCAUUCUGGACUAUUUUAAGAUGCAGCUCCUGACGAGGGGCAUGGUGAUCCUGAGAGAGAAGCUGCGCUACUGUGAAGGUCAAAAGUUGCUGGACACCCUGGCGGAAGUGUGGGAAUAUUUCUUCGGUGAAAUCCUGCCGACCCUCCAAGCCGUGUUCUACCCGGUGCAGGGCAAGGAGCUGAGCGUGCGGCAGAUGUCCUUGCUCGCCUUCCGCAACGCGAUCCCGCUCAAGCUGAAGCUGGACGAGGCGCUGAUCCGGCCGCGUGCUCGCGUGCCCCCCACCAUCGCGCAGAUGCUGCUGGUGCUGGAGAGCGUCCACGAGCCCCAAGGCCCCACGAGCGAGUACCUGCAGCUGGAAGCGCUGAUCCCGCGCGUCGUCUCCUCGUACCUCGGCACGUUCGGCACGGUGCACGCCGGUGGGGAUCUGGCCGAGCACUCGGUGUGCCUUCUCGAGAAGCGCUUCUCCUGCCGUCCUCCCAAGACCUCGCAGCUGGCCGGCUCGCCCACCGUCAAGAGCGCACCGCCGCGCUCCUGGAGCCAUAACGGCCACCCGCUGGGGCCUCUGCCGGAGACCGAAUGCGACACGGGGGCGGCCGCGCAGAUCUCCUCGCCGGGGGACGGCACUGCCGGAGACCCCAACCGCGGGCCAACCCCCGGCGAGGUCGCCCGGGGCCCGGACGCGAUCGGCGCCGUCGUCCCCGAUGCCGUCGUGCAGAGCCUCGUGAAGAGCCUCAGUGAGUCCGAGAUCGCCGACAAGCCGACGGCCAAGCUGGAGGCAUGCUGCUCCUUCGCGCAGGACCUCAAGUCGCUGGAGAUCUGCCGCGCCGAGCAGAGCGUGUCGGUGCCCGACCUCCUAGUGCCAUCCUUCUCCACCGCCCAGCAGGAGCAGCUGCUGGGGGCCUUGCACGAGCGGGCGGCCGACCACCUGGCCAAGGGAUCGAGCGCCUCCGACGCCGCCUUCCCGGGCCUCUCCGAGCUCCCGAACUCCGCGGGUUCGCGAGCCGCGCCCGGGGACGCGCGCGAAUACGGCGGUGGCGUCGCGGGCGGUAGCGGCAGCAGCAGCAGCGAGUACAGUAGCCUCGGCGUACCGGAGGGGGGCGGCCGCAAGUCGCCGUGCCACCUGCACCAGCGCGAGCUGAGAGCGGCGGGCCGCGCGCUGCCCUACACGGUGAGCGAGCCCAUCCUGCGCGGCGGCCGCGGCGGCGGCGGCGGCCGCGAUUUGGCGGCGUGCGCGCGCGACGGCGCCCUGCGGAACUUGGGACUCGAGCACGCCGAGUUCCGGGACCUGUGAGGAGUGACGGCGUGAUGGCGCACGGCCUGCGGCGCUGCUGCCAGUUUGCGAGUUUAAAGCGAGAUGAAACUCUCCCUCCCUCCCACACACACACCACGCCCCAGCCAAAACAAAUUACGCCUCUUAUCUCAGAUAUCUGUCCAGGCUGUGUGCUCUGGGUUGUUUGAAAUGAAGAUUUUUUUGCGUAUUUGUUUAUUAAAAUUUUCUGUGCGCUGUGUAUACCAUUGCAUACACAGUAGGAUUAUAAGCAGUGCCAUUGGGAACAAGGCGAUCUGUGCACCAGCGUAACAUAAUGUGUUGCUUAUAUUAGAACUGUGCUUAUAUCAAACUUCUCCUGUCCCAGAGCGACGCACCAGCUCCUUCAUGGCACCCCUGUGGUGGCACUGUAUCGUGAAAUGAUGAGGUCCCUGAGAGUCGAUUCAAAGUCGGCUUGUUGGUUUUUUUGUUGUCUCAUUGAUGAAGCUUCGAGCACAGCCAUUGUGUGUGUCGCUUCAAGAUGAGAGCGGUUCGUUGUUGGGUUACGUCUCCCGCUGUGAAUGGCCCGAGUCACAGAAAGCCACAAGUGACCAGCGGUCAGCCUGAAUGGAUGGACUUUGAAAGUUAUCACGAUUUAAUGAUGAAUUAUGCAUUUUUUUUUUUGCUCACGACGGCUCGCGAGCGUCCUCAAUAAUUUCACGAGUGGCGCAGCUCCCCCGACGCGUUCCCCUCGGGUUUGUCCCGCGCGUCGUUCCGCACCGCGUCCGGCGUUUUCCCGCGCGCGUGCCGGGACCUUCUCCGGGACACCGAAUUCCUCCGGUGGAACAGCGGCGCGGUCCGAGUCCAGGCACACGCCACGGGAGAGCCGUGCGUACUGCACGUCCGCGGGAAACUUACCGCAAGACACAACAACGUGAGGGGGCAGUCCCAAGGCCGCCGUUAACAUUAUUAGGCAUUUCAAUCGCUUCUUAAAAAGGAAGACUGGGCAUCUGCGGCGUCGAAAAAUAAACGUUUAUUCCUGAGAAAUAACCCCCGCCUCCACUUCUCCGUCCUGAGGCUGCGUCGCUCGGCAUGGUGGGCUACGUACGGUGUGAAAGAAGUUCAACAUACACACACUCCUACUGUACCUAAACACAAGCCUCCUGCCAUACAGGAAAUCCUAUCACCGGUGGGUGGGGUGUUGGGGGGGUAAAGGCAGUUUAAGUUUCGUUCUGUCUCACAGUACUGAGAACUGAAGGGAUGCAUUCACAUUGUUUUUCAUAACCGUGUCUGAGCAGAGGGCCCGAAGUGCUCCCAAACUCCCGAUCGACCAGCAAACAAACGGCAGCAGAAUCUUAAUUUUGUGCUGGAGGAAUGCGAUGAGCUCCAAACGCUCUUUCGCGUCCGGUCGACAAUACGUAGUGAUCUGGCGCACGCGCGCUCUGGACACGUAGCAACAUCUCUGUGAAUCCACUUUACGAUCGGGGCGUUAUGUUGAACAUACUUCACCACGCCGGUCGGUGUGGGUUUGUGAAGACGUGCUAUCGUGUGCAGUACAACAAUGUGUUUUUCCGCACUGGCCUCUGCCAUCACACCACGCAGCUCCGCGUCAUGCAUGGCGGUCGUCCAUCCAAGCGCUAUCCAGGCUCAAGCCGGCUUGGCUUUCAAAAUCUGACGAGAUUGAAACGUAUUCCAGGUGAUGUGGUCACAGGCACGAGACGGAUACUUCAGAAUAAACACUCCCAAUCCCAUGCCAGGUUUGGGAUUGUCAUUGUUUAGGUAAUCGGUAACACCACCAGGAAUGCAAUGUAUGCUUUGUUGAACUUCUUUCGCACCCUACGUAAGCAACCAUGCUCAUCAGAGUUGCGGGGAAGGACCACGCAACAUUUAAUUCACGAAAUCCCGCUUGCUGUAAUCAAGGAAUGUCGCAAUGAAUCUUAAGACACUAUUCGCGAGGAUUCCUCCGAGAGGAGCUUUAUUUGGCGUUGGGGGAGAAAACUUGAGUGCCCAGGGGGCAAAAAACGGAGGUCCCCACAGAUGGGUUCACAAACCCACUUCCUGUCCGAGCCGCCUCCCAAGCCCGGCCGGAUGUGGAGCGUCGCAAUUCAGCGUGAUCCACUGACGCUUGCUUCCAAAGCGCUGACGCACAAGGCCCCCCCCCACACGCUGACGCAGUGUCGGUAACUGUUAUCGCUCCUGGGCCUCCCCUAGGUCGACUCGGCCUCAAACGAGCACGACGAAAGGCGGCCGGGGCGUGGUGCUGGCCACACCGCCCCCUCGUGUGUCGUGCCGGCCUUCAUAGGGUGCUCGCUAGCAGCACUUGCCCCAAGUCUGCUAAGGCUGUAUGGGGGGGGGGGGGGUUGUAAGGUUGGGGCUAUAUGUCGACGAUUGCCCUCGACUGGAUGUUGGUGGAGGUGGCCGACUGGUGAAUUUGUGCGCUGCCAAUGUAAUAAUUCGUGUAAUGAGUGCACCGAGAGUAUUUGUGUUUAUAAAAAAAAAAUGCAAUGUGUAUCGUGUAACAAUUACUUUAUAUUCUCUCUGCAUUCGUCAUCAUCAUCGUCGUCGUCAUCAUCAACCACGAUCCAUCCACUGCCGAAUGAAGGCCUCCCCACGACAUCGCCAACCCGCGCGGCGGUCCCGUGACGAUUCGCCUUGCUGCUGCUGCUGCACGUGCACCGAUUUCACCGCUGCACUUCCCCGGUGUCGCUGCUCUGGGUCGCCUUUUCUCUGUUCGCUGCCAAUCCUUCGCUCGUCUCGUUCAUUUGCCGUCAUCAUUUCUAGCCGUGCCCCUGCCCCCCAGGUCCGAUAAAUUACUUUAGCAAACACCAAACUGAAACCUAUUGCAAAGAAUCGUGUCUGCAUGAACCACAUAUACUUUUGAUGAACAUGCAAACAAAAAAAACACAUGCUCUAAUAGUAUAAUGAUGCAUUGUCUUUGUGCUGUUCGCCUUUUAGCGUCCUCUGGUAUGACACUGUUUGAGACGAGGCUCUAAAGGAAGCUGUCUCUGGUGUGGACCAAUCAGUUUCUAAUGCGUGGUUAAUGCAGACAUGGUUCCUUGCAAAAGGUUUCAGUUUGCUGUUUUAACAUCUUAACACAACUGUUUUAUUGCCAGAAAGGGUAACACCUAUUCUUAUAUUUUGAUACCGGCAAGGGAGGUCGCAUGUUCUUAUGAAGGCCUUGGUUUUCUAGAUAUUUUAUGACUAUAUCAGUUUGCACUAAAUCAACUGCCUUUUUCAUAGUCUAAAAUUCUAAGAGCCAGGCAUUGUGGCAUGUUUAUAUUAAUGUGUUUUUUUCGAAUGUGAAUGAUAGUUUGUAUGUAUGUAGCAAAUGGUAGCAAGGGCUUUUCAAAAUCUAACCUGUUCAUGUGUUUGUACAUUACUCAGUUCUCCAAGAAAGUCAUGGACUAUAUGUGUGUGUCCGCUACGCGUCCGAUAAGUCUGAAGUUCUUGAAAUCAUUAUUGUCUUUUAAAACUGACAAACGCUUCUAGGAUUGAGGUGCUUUAUUUUUGUGUAAACAUUCUCUCUCUCUCUCGUAAUGAGAUGGCAACAUUUACAAGGGUAGAUCGAGUCUUUUUUUUUAAUGCGUUUUUUUAUUUGUGUGAACAUAGAGCGAAAAUAGUUCCGCUGAUUUAUUUCAACAGCAGGUCCCGCUUCUUUGAUGUUGUCCAGACAUAUUUAUUUCCAUUUUUCCAUCCCAUAAAGGGCCGAGUUAACUUCUUUGCGCGCGGCGUCUGGAACGUCCUGCUCUCUCUGAACAAUGAUCUAUUUAGGUAGAAAAAAAAAAAAGAAUAUAUCACAAUAUAUUAUUUAUUUUAUUUUUCAACCUAUUUGACUUUACCGAAAGAACCAAAGAGUAUGGAUUCCUGUAGUCACGAAAGCUUCAAAUCAAUAAUUAAUUAUCUAUUUCCCAGGGUACAUAAUUUUAUUUUUUAUUAUACGGAUCCGCGCAACAUUUCUCCGCCAGUUUUAUGACGCGCUCUUUAUCGUGCAUUGCUGGUUCCGGAACGUUCUCUUCAGAGUUCUGGAGCCCGCUGUAUACGGAUCUGUGCAUCAUAACACACGCGGUGAUAGUCGACGCGUUUCUCUAACGUCCGUCCGCCUGUGUGCGUGCGUGCAUGCGUGCGUAAAGCACGUCAAGGUUUUCUCGUUAGCCCAAGAACUGCCACAAUUCUAAGAACCGCAACUCGCCACUUGUGAUGCUGAACCACAAGACGACAGCAGGAAGCCAGCCCUUUAUUGGGUUGGUUGCGCGUGGCUUCGCCGACUCGAAACAAGAGCGUUCAACUUUGCAAUGGCGUAGGUAAAAAAUAAAAUUAAUAAAAGUAAUAAUAGAAAUAAAAUUAUAAUUCACGACGUUUCGGAGGCAACACAAGUCUCCGUCAUCAAGUUAACUUGUAUUUAAGAACUUGUUACUUGGAAUUUUUGCCUCACUUGAUACAGCAAAUCUAGCUGUGACGGUCCCACCUGAUGACGGAGACUUGUGUUCCUCCGAAACGUCGUGAAUUAUUAUUUUAUUUUAUUUCUAUUAUUACUUUUAUUAAUUUUAUUUUUAUUUUUUUACCUUCGUGACUUUACCGAAAAAACCUAAGAGUAUGAAUCCUUGCAGUCACGAAAUCUUCAAAUCUAGAAUUUGCAACGGCGCUCUGGCUUCUGAAACCUUCAAUACAUUUUCAAACUUUCAAAACGUCACCGCAGUGGCCCGGGUCGGUGACCGACGGUCAUUUAAACCCAGAGCGAACCGGCGGGAAGUUAUUUUAAGGAACGCGGCACAAAGCAGAUGGCUGCAAUUACUGACAAAUGCCCUUCGCCCGCCGCGAUUUCAUUUCCCCGCCGACUUGUGGCUCGUAAGGGAGACGCGGAUUCACGAUCGCCUCUUGACUGCUUCGCCUUCGUUCUCGCGCUGCAAAGCCGGCAACGGCCGGUUCGGCGUCGAACCGGUCGUGGCUUGUUUCCCUGAAAUGAGUCUUUGGCUGCCGGUAAACUCUAUACAUUCUCGCGGAGGCUACGGGCGUGUUUUCUUAAAGCGUGUUUUUUUAACGGGUCAGAGGAGUCGGCCGACAACUGAAUAAACUAAGGCGCCACAAUGGGACAUGGUUGUCGUAGUUGAGAGAAUAUUUUUUUUGGAGGAAGAGUUCCGUGUGAGAUCGUCAACACUGAUACCGCAGUGAGGACGAGGGUCCUGCUGGAUGGGAUGACGUUUGCACUGGUGUGAGAUGAGAAUUAUAUUAUUUUAUUGGAUAAAAAGAGGGGCUUGUAUCAGAUUAAAUGAGAAUUGUGUUUGGUAUUCGACAAGGGUUCCGUAACAGAUGAGACGAGGGUUUUGU
Lethenteron reissneri (Far Eastern brook lamprey) is the source of this 8231-nucleotide messenger RNA. RefSeq names its product proline-rich protein 5-like. Gene Ontology annotation, cellular component: TORC2 complex. NCBI's taxonomy places the organism in Eukaryota, Metazoa, Chordata, Hyperoartia, Petromyzontiformes, Petromyzontidae. Gene Ontology annotation, biological process: TORC2 signaling. The record is from RefSeq and is a predicted model, not a curated record.